Messenger RNA from Ahaetulla prasina, 1562 nucleotides. Its product is annotated as cytotoxic T-lymphocyte protein 4-like. Gene Ontology annotation, biological process: negative regulation of regulatory T cell differentiation; regulation of T cell proliferation; B cell receptor signaling pathway. Gene Ontology annotation, cellular component: external side of plasma membrane. The coding region runs from base 121 to 696 and encodes 191 amino acids. Lineage: Eukaryota; Metazoa; Chordata; Lepidosauria; Squamata; Colubridae. The record is from RefSeq and is a predicted model, not a curated record. The transcript has 5 exons.
UCGAGAUCAGCUCUGGGCCCUUUGGCUUUAGCUAUUUUCUUAGGACUUGCUAUGUCAUUGGACCUUAUUGCAAUGGCUUGUUAAUCUUGAAUUGACUUGGAUUGAACAUCUGAUUGAGAGAUGAUUUUACUUCUGCUCACCCUUGAGGUUUACAACACAGCUUCUAGCUUCACAAAAGUCAUGGAAGUGACCCAGCCAGCAUUCAUGGUGGUAAAGAGACCAGAGGCCGCCCACUUUGAGUGUGAAAUCAAGAACAUGGGUACUGCUGAAGAUCUGAAAGUAACUUUAUUUAAAGAAGAAGACAAUGGGUCCAUUGAGAUCUGUGCCUCGGUUUUUACUCACGCUGGGAUCAUAUUAGGCAACAAGAAGGGAAACCACAAAUGCCAAGUUUAUCCUGAUCGUGACAGGGUAAAUGUAACACUUUUGGGUCUACAGUCAAGUGAUGCUGGUUUGUACAUUUGCCAGAUUGAACGGAUAUCCCCUCCACCCUACUAUCCAGUCAAAGGAAAGGGGACCCAGCUCUUUGUCAUCGAUAAAGAUUCAUGCCCAGAUAAACACCUCUAUCUUUGGAUCUUAGUACCAGUAGCUUCUGGGUUGCUUGGAUACAGCAUUUUAAUCACAAUCUUCAUUAUGACAGAGGUCAGAAAAAAACGUUAUUUUUCUCCAGGUGCUUAUGAGAAAAUGGUACCAAUGUAAUUAUAAAGAACAGGAUUUCAACGGAAAAAGGGGAAAAAUGACUUCUAUGAAGUAUCAAUGAAGAGAAUGAAUUUCCUAAUAACUAGGAAUGUGAUUAUAAUUUCCAGAUUGGAGAACAAAAGGCAAGGCAUUAACAUGUAAAUGCUGAAAUUAAAUAACAAAUCUAUUGAAUCAUUGAAUUCAUUUGAAUGCCUCUAUACCUUUCCCUAGAGCAAGUUCAAUUUUCCUUGUAAAAAAUUACCACAAAUUCCUUUACAAUAGUAAUAGCCUUACAUUUAGGACCUCAUGAUAUAUUCAGUCUAAUUAGUGGAUGAAGUAUUUUGUAGCAUGCUCCAUUCCAGAUUAGCUGGAUUGGUUCUUACCUUUUUAUAACAUUUGGGUUUCUUGUAGAAGCAAACCAAGGCAGAUCGCAGAGGAAAUGGACAAGAUCAUUUCUUAACAUAACCAUCUAAAUAAAAUUAUAGCAACAAAACCAAAUCAGAGUAAGGCCAGGAAGCCUAUACUCCAAAGAUGCUUCCAGAGGAUAACAUUUAGAUCUGUUAGAUCUGACUAUGUGAUAAAUUCAGAAAUCAGAAUAACAAAUCUCCAUCUGCCCUUAGCCCCAAAUUCUCCUCACUUGCAUCCCCUUAACUGCUAAAUGUGUAUGCAUGGAUCACUACCAAAUGUUUUUAAAGUAUUUGCUUCCUCACCACCACCACCACUACAAGAAGUGACAUGCUUUCUUUCUUUUCUGAAAGAGCUUUUCAAGCCUGAGCUUGGUGUGUGUGUGUAUGUGGAUGCUCAGAUAUAUGCCAGCCUUUUCUUUCUCUUCAAACACUUUCGUUCUUAGUAUCUAUUCUGAGCUUCUAUACUUCAUCUCCAACUUU